AUGGGCUUCAUUCAGCGGGUUGUGAAGCGGUUGCCCUCCGCGCCGAGCCUACCCCUUGACGAUAGUUCGCGCGAAAAGGUUCGGAAUUUCUCCAGAUUCGCUUUCUUCAAGCGCAGGAUACGGUUGAAGGGCAACUCGUCCAUUUCUAUCCCCCUGGGAUUUGUUCUAUUAUUUCCAUGCCUUGUAAUUGUCCUCAUUUUGCUCCUAUUUGUUCGACAUCCUGCCUCUCCUGGGGGUAUCCUAAUCCCCGCAGGCGCACCACCAUCAAUAAGAAAAAUCAGCGAGAAGUAUGACAAAGUGUUCUACACUGGCUGCUUGCCAGUCGAAGAGGUGAAACCCGAUUACAAACGGGCAAAUGCUGCUUUCGUCGUCCUCGCCAGAAAUAAGGAAUUGGAUGGUGUUAUCCAAUCCAUCAAAUCCAUCGAGCGCCACUUCAAUCGCUGGUACCACUAUCCUUAUGUAUUUCUGAAUGAUGGUGACUUCGAUGAUGAGUUCAAGGCCACCGUCAAGAAUUACACCAGCGCGCCUGUGGAAUUUGGCAAGAUCGAUGAGACGAUGUGGGGUUUCCCUGAUUGGGUUGACCACGAGGUCGCCAAAGAAGGUAUCAGAAAGCAGGGUGAUGCCGCGAUCAUGUACGGCGGAAUGGAAAGUUAUCACCACAUGUGCAGAUUCUAUUCCGGCUUCUUCUACAGACAUCCCCUUCUGUUGAAGUACGAAUGGUACUGGCGUUUAGAGCCCGAGAUCAAGUACUUCUGCGACAUCACAUAUGAUCCUUUCAUUAUGAUGGCUGAAGCGAACAAGACCUACGGCUUUACCAUUGCUGUCAAAGAACUUCGCGAGACUGUUCCCAACAUCUUCCGCUAUGCAUCUGCCUAUAUGCGCAAGAAUAAUCUCAAAUCGAAGGGCCUUUGGGAAAUGUUCCUGGAGAAGCCUGAAGAAGAAGAACCCAAGCCAGAAGAAGAGAAGCAAGACAAGCUUCCCGAGGAGAUUCUGCUUACUGAGCCUGGUGAUAACGCGCUCUCUGAGGUUGAUCCAGAGGCCAUGGAGGGCGAGAAGUAUAACAUGUGCCACUUCUGGAGUAAUUUCGAAAUUGCGCGCCUUGAUUGGCUCCGCAGCAAGGAAUAUGAGGAUUUCUUCGAGAUGAUGGACAAGAGCGGGGGUUUCUGGAUGGAAAGAUGGGGUGACGCGCCUAUCCACUCACUAGCGGCCGGUGCUCUCCUCGCUCCCAGUGAUAUUCACUAUUUCCGUGACUUUGGCUAUCGACAUACCACGAUUCAACAUUGUCCUGCGAAUGCACCUGCGCGCCAAUUGCCUCGUAUCCCGUAUUUGGAAAAGACCACGCUGGACGAGAGGGCUCGAGUCGAGGAAGAUGAAUACUGGGCGGCUAUUGACCCUGUCAAGGAGAAUGGCGUUGGUUGCAGAUGCAGAUGUGACACGGACAUCGUGGAUGUUGAAGGCAAACAAGGCAGCUGCCUUGCCGAGUGGGUUGAAGUUGCUGGAGGCUGGGCAUCUCCGUAG
Molecule: messenger RNA, 1518 nt
Organism: Aspergillus clavatus NRRL 1
Lineage: Eukaryota; Fungi; Ascomycota; Eurotiomycetes; Eurotiales; Aspergillaceae
Product: glycosyltransferase family 15 protein
Exons: 5
Coding region: 1-1518 (505 amino acids)
Biological process (GO): protein N-linked glycosylation; cell wall mannoprotein biosynthetic process
Cellular component (GO): membrane; Golgi apparatus
Molecular function (GO): alpha-1,2-mannosyltransferase activity
Source: RefSeq, a predicted model, not a curated record